Daphnia pulicaria is the source of this 2287-nucleotide messenger RNA. RefSeq names its product organic cation transporter protein-like. Gene Ontology annotation, molecular function: transmembrane transporter activity. The record is from RefSeq and is a predicted model, not a curated record. The coding region runs from base 507 to 2210 and encodes 567 amino acids. Gene Ontology annotation, cellular component: membrane. Gene Ontology annotation, biological process: transmembrane transport. Lineage: Eukaryota; Metazoa; Arthropoda; Branchiopoda; Diplostraca; Daphniidae. The transcript has 16 exons.
AACAUCUUCACAGCAUUGAUUUCCAGAGUGGGGGGACAUUUCUGCUGCGCCAACCGGUUUCGAAGGUAGCGGACAUUCAGGGCACACUGCUGGGCAGCGUUGGCGUUAUAAGGUCAGGAAAAAAAGGCCCCCAAGAAAAUCGUCCCUUUCUAAACGCCUCUCUUGGAAAACAGUGAAGCAGUGCGCUGCUGUGGGGGGACAUGAUUAAACCAACGAUUUUCACCAACCGACAGUUGGAAGGCCGUGCUGAGAUUAAACAUUUUGGGUUAUGUGCCGUUUUCAAUACCCCAAUCCGAUUGCAACAUUACCAUACAAUUCAGAGCGCUAUUUUCCGAUUACAAUUACUUUGUCUACUACUCUUUUGUGUGGCAAGACGAGAAUAGCACUUUCAUUGAUCUUGAACCCAAGAGAGUGCAGUUGCUGAAAAUUUAUCGAUUGAUCGGCGAGUCGUUCCAGUUAGUCCUUCUCGGUCAGCUGAAGGGUUUAGUGUGGAUUUUGAAGCCAUCAUGACGGAACUCUGGGCGGGUGAAUUUGGACGCUACCAAUGGAUUCAGUACUUGCUGCACCUUUUGCCGGCCUUCACAGGUGGAGUGCAUAUGCUGUCGCAAGUGGAAGUAGGAGCCACGCCCAGACACAGAUGUCUGGCGGUGAACGACACUAUAUUAGAGUACGUCGGAUCGUGCCACUACGUCUCGGUGCGGAACGAAACUCUACCCUGCAAAGCGUGGGAAUACGAUCGCACUUAUUAUGAAUCAACCAUCGUUACCGAUUGGGAUUUGGUGUGUGACCGGAGGUGGAUGGCCUCAGUAUCGCAAUCUGCCUACAUGUUAGGCGCUCUUAUUGCAAGCUCGUUGCUCGGCCAGUUGUCGGACAGGUUGGGUCGCUGGAAAGUGUUGGUCCCAACUGGAGCACUUCAGAUGGUCUUGGCCACCGGCUGCGGGUUCGUCCAGAAUUAUUACCUUUACGUUGCGCUUCGUUUCCUCAUCGCAGUGAACGUUAGUGGAGCUUACAUGAUUGGUUUCGUCUUGACGAUGGAAAUGGCGCCAGACCGAUACCGGACCAUGAUUGGCUUCAGCUUCCAGUUGGUGUUUGCGCUCGGGAUCACAGUUGUUGCUGGAUGGGCAUAUUUAGUCCGCCAUUGGCCCAUUUUGCAAAUCAUCUUCGGGCUACACAGUUCGCUGAUGCUUCUUCAUUGGUGGUUCGUGGACGAAUCGCCACGUUGGCUGUUUUCUCAGGGGCGUUAUCAAGAAUGCGACGCCAUCAUCCGCAAGAUGCUAAUCCAAAACGGCAAGGCCGACGCCAUCCCCGAGCAAGGCUUCACAAUUGAUCAGCUCCAGCGGGCCUUGAGCACAACGACGUCGGACAUCGGACGUCAGGAGCCACUUGAACAGGCAACUACCAAUGUCACUCCCGUUGUAGUGCAGGAAGGUGGGAAAGAGGUGACGACCGUGGCCGUCAUCUCCUCCAGCGAUCGCAAAUACGGCAUCGUCGAUCUUUUCAAAACGCCAAGAUUGAGAAGCAGAACGCUCAACAUUUCUCUUAAUUGGUUUGCCAACAGUUUGGUCUACUACGGAUUGACGUUGAAUUCGGGAUCGCUGGUGGGCGACCCCCAUUUGAUGCUCUUCAUCAGCGGCAUCAUCGAAGUGCCCGCCUAUCUCUUGUCGGCCAAGAUCAUUGACAUACUUGGACGUCGGCCAGUCAUCAGUUUCUGCCUCGUUUCCGGUGGUCUGGCCUGCAUCUGCACCACGUAUUUUCCUCAAAGUAGCUUCGCCUGGACGACGGCCACCACCAGCGUGGUCAUGCUCGGGAAAUCCCUCAUAUCCAUUUCGUUUGCCAUCAUCUACAAUUACACGGCCGAGCUCUUCCCAACGGUGGUUCGUAGUUCAGCGGUUGGUAUCGGCUCGACUUCCGCCAGAGUUUCCGGCACUCUAACUCCGCUUAUCUUCCUAUUGGAUUCAUUGGACCCGAAAUUACCAUCCGUCUUGUUUGGUAUAGUGGCUCUAGCCGCCGGCUUCUUCUCGCUGUACCUGCCCGAGACUCGAGACAGCCCGCUGUUGCACACUCUGACAGAAGGCGAGGAAUUUGGCGUCGGAGAUACGGGCUUCGCUCGACUCUGUGGGGGCAAUAAGUCUUCGCCAGAUAAUGAACGAGUAUUUGAGACCGCCGCCUCGACGGCCAACAUCAUCCAGCUCGAAUCGCAAAAAGAAUGAGUUCAUUACAGAGAUUAUCUCUCUCUCUCUCGACUUGUCACACCACCGGCAAAGGCGAAAUAUACGACCGAAGAAGA